Pangasianodon hypophthalmus (striped catfish) is the source of this 3737-nucleotide messenger RNA. RefSeq names its product SH3KBP1 binding protein 1 (gene shkbp1). The transcript has 18 exons. The coding region runs from base 181 to 2577 and encodes 798 amino acids. Gene Ontology annotation, molecular function: protein binding. Gene Ontology annotation, biological process: protein homooligomerization. Lineage: Eukaryota; Metazoa; Chordata; Actinopteri; Siluriformes; Pangasiidae. The record is from RefSeq and is a predicted model, not a curated record.
GGCUCAAUUGAGGCGGAAGUGUAAAAUAAAACCGGAAGUUUUUUCACUGAAGCGUUUGAGGCAUGGUUGGAUGUAUUAUUUAGGUUGUUAAUCUUUUUGUAUUUGAUUGGAAGCUAUGGAGAAGCGUUAAUCUGUAAGACAUUGGGUUAAAUAUGUGUUUCCUCUGAACUGGACGCUGUCAUGGCUCGAGUGGCUGGAGAUAUUAUUCAUUUAAACGUCGGAGGAAAGAGGUUCAGUACCUCCAGGCAGACUUUGACAUGGGUACCUGACUCCUUUUUCUCAAGCCUCUUGAGUGGCCGGAUAUCCACCUUAAAAGAUGAAACAGGAGCGAUUUUCAUCGAUCGUGAUCCUUCGCUUUUUGCUCCUAUUCUGAAUUUCCUGCGCACUAAAGAACUGCAUCCCAGGUCUACAGAUGUGAAUUUACUGAUGCAUGAAGCUGAGUUCUAUGGAAUCACACCAUUAGUGCGUAAACUGCAGCUGUGUGAUGAACUAGAUCGCUCAUCAUGUGGCACAGUGCUGUUUAACGGCUAUCUGCCUCCUCCAGUGUAUCCUGUGAAGCGCAGGAACAGACACAGCGUUGCCGGCUCUCAGUUCGUGGCUGGCCGAGCUGUCCCUCUGGAGAGAGCCAUGGUCCGACGCAGCAACACAAUGCCACCCAACCUGGGCAACUCAGGCAUACUGGCAAAAACUACUGCUACAGAAGAGAAAAUGUCAGGUCAGGGCUCAGAUCCAGGAAUGGUACGGAUCAUAUGUGGCCACCACAACUGGAUUGCGGUGGCUUACGCACAGUUCGUGGUGUGUUACAGGGUUAAGGAGUCGACAGGGUGGCAGCAAGUGUUUUCGAGCCCCAGACUGGACUGGAUCAUCGAUCGAGUCGCACUCAAUGCUAAAGUCAUGGGCGGGUCACUAGGAGACAACGACAAGAUGGUUGCGGUGGCGUCUGGGACAGAGAUCAUAUUAUGGGCAGUCUGUCCGGAUGGAAAUGGAAAUGAGAUUGGUGUCUUUAGCUUAAGUGUGCCGGUGGAGGCUCUGUUCUUUGUGGGGAAUCAGCUCAUCGCAACGAGCCACACAGGGAAAGUGGGUGUGUGGAAUGCUGUAACCAAACACUGGCAGAAUCAGGAUGUGGUUCCCAUAAACAGUUAUGACACAGCAGGGUCCUUCCUUAUCCUUGGCUGUAAUAACGGAUCCAUUUACUACAUUGACGUACAGAAGUUUCCAUUAAGGAUGAAGGAUAAUGAUUUACUGGUGACAGAGUUGUACAGAGAUCCCAGCGAAGACGCCAUCACAGCACUUAGCGUCUAUCUUACACCCAAAACGAGUGACAGUGGGAACUGGAUCGAGAUUGCGUACGGCACCAGCUCAGGAGCGGUGCGUGUGAUUGUUCAGCAUCCCGAGACAGUGGGCUCGGGGCCACAACUCUUCCAGACGUUCAGUGUUCAUCGGAGUCCUGUUACCAAAAUAAUGCUGUCGGAGAAACACCUCAUCUCAGUGUGUGCAGAUAAUAACCACGUGCGUACCUGGACUGUAACACGGUUCAGAGGAAUGAUCUCCACUCAGCCAGGCUCCACCCCCCUCAGCUCAUUUAAAAUCCUCUCACUGGAUGAUAUUGAUGGACAUGCAGGCUGCAGUGCUGGCACCGAGAUUGGUCCAUAUGGAGAGAGAGAUGAGCAGCAGGUGUUUAUUCAGCGCGUCGUUCCUGACACUGAUAAACUCUAUGUACGACUGUCGUCUAAUGGCAAAAGGGUGUGCGAGGUGCGCUCUGUGGAUGGGACCUCCAUCACAGCUUUCGUGGUUCAUGAGUGUGAGGGGUCAAGCCGCAUCGGGUCACGGCCACGCCGCUUCCUGUUCAGUGGCCAUGGCAACGGCAGCAUUCAGAUGUGGGACCUCACAACGGCCAUGGAGAUCGCCGCCAAGGUGGACAUAAAAGCUCUGGGAGGCCCUACUGAGGAGGAGCUGUUGGAGUUGUUGGAUCAGUGUGACUUGGCACUAACUAGAACACCAGACAUGAGUCCUGCUGCAUCGCUCACACACUCUUCUCGUAACUCUACCUGCAGUCUGCAGUCCCAGUUGAGUGAGAGUGCUCGUGUUGGUGUGUCCGGCGUUCGUGGCGUCACUCUUCCACGACCUCAGCAAGCGUUUAUAAGAGCACGUGAUAUUCCUCCUCAUCUCGGCCUCAGCAUGAGCUCUCUGAGCAGCAGCACGAGUGAACGAGAGAGGGAGCGACAUCUGGACAGAGAGAGAGACAGAGAUGGCCUCUUUGCCCCUCGGAGAGGCAGUUUUGUAGAACGAUGUCAGGAACGAGCCAAAAUCUCAGACAUUGCAGGAACAGAAGCUCGUCUCGGCCUCAGACCACAUUUAUCAUCUUCGGCAUCCAGGCGACCUGCCCCCUCUGUCCCAAGCUACGCCUCCUCAUCAAGUUUGAGCCCGAUCAGAUCACAAACACCCACAUCUCCACGACGAGGACCCGCGUUGCCCGUAGGUGAAGCCACACCCCCUGACGCAGGGCCUAAACCAGAAAGCCCCUCUUCCCCACCACCCACCAGUCCUAAACCACAUAUGAAUGAGACCAGCUUCUAACUGGCUGACUUAAAAUACUGCUUAAUUAAUGUGCAAGUGGACACACCCACUCAACCAUGCACCUGCUGUUCAGGUGAAUUAGUGUGAAUGAAGAGGUGUAUCAUUAAGUUUGUAUUGCUUUCUCAUUUUCUUUCUCUUUCUCAGCUUUGGUCUGUUUUUCUUUCUUUUUCUUAUUGUUUUUUGUCCUUAUUUCAUUUCUUUCUUUAUCAUUUAUUUAUUUCUUCUUUAAGAUUGUCUUCCAGGGCUGUGUGUGAGAGAGAAUGGAGCGAGAGAAUGGAGCGAGAGAAUGGAGCGAGAGAAUGGAGCGAGAGAAUGGAGCGAGAGAGAAUGGAGCGAGAGAGAGAUAUCACUUGGUUUUGAUCAAUCUACUUUACCCAGUAUUUGAAACCUACACAAGAGCUCUGUGCUCCUGAUGCAUACAUUUUCAGGAAAUUACUGUUUUGUAAAUGUAUAAUAGUAUAAUGUUACAAAAUAAGGAAUGAUAUUAUGUUAACUGAUGCGUGUUAACCUUCAGUCAGAUUUUUCGAGACUUGAACUGAUCGCCUGCUGAUAUUAAAUGUUCAUAUCCUAAUAAUUGCCUAACAUUUUUAUCAUGGUUUGUGAUCUCACUAUAUGGUGUUUAAAAAGUGUGAAAUGGGUAACUAAGGUCCUAGGACCAGCUUGGUCCUAAAUAAGGGCUCCUCCAGUUAGCCAAAAAAAUGCUGCCUACCUAGCAGCCUCCUGGCACACACGUUAUGAAUACUUUUCCUAAUAUGUAUACAUGAUUUCUUUUUCAGUCACAGGUGUAGGCUUGUGGUGUUCUUAUAGAUAUUUCAUCACUGCCAUGAAUAUUGAAAGUUUUGUCCUUUUUGUAGUCUUUUUUUCACUGGAUCAUGUUGAAUAGUGUGUAACCCCUUAAAUUCCUGGCUUAUUAUUCUGUAAUUCAUCUUAGAGUACAUUAUACAGCAACUGCUAUCAAUUAUUUAGUAAUUCCAGCAAAACUAAGAGGAGAGUUAUGUAGUUACGAUAGUGAACAUUGUAAGUUUGUCUGGCAUGUCCUGGGAAUUUAAGGGGUUAAUAUGUAUUAAGUAUUCCAUAUAUGUACAAGUAUCCAUACAAUGUAUAACUAUUUAUACGAUACAGUUCAAGUCACAACAAAUUCAAAUAAAUAUUGUAUACCA